Molecule: messenger RNA, 2272 nt
Organism: Plutella xylostella (diamondback moth)
Lineage: Eukaryota; Metazoa; Arthropoda; Insecta; Lepidoptera; Plutellidae
Source: RefSeq, a predicted model, not a curated record
CUCUAUAUACAAUGCUGCUUAGAGAAGAGACAGAUUAUGGAUUAUUUACAUCGAAAAUUAGAUAACAAAGAGCGAUAUGAUACAAAAAUACAUAAUUAGUCCUAGAAAUUUAUAGUGAAGCAUUCUAGUGAAUCUUAGUUUUAAAGAUUUUUGUGAUAAAAGUUUAAUCUAGUCAACAUGGAUAUCAUCUACCCGAAAGAAGUAAAGAGAGCUAACGCUGAGGGCAAUGACAUUGAAAUGGGAGGUGACACUGAAAAACGGAAUGGCGAUAACAAUGGCAUGGUCUACCACGAGCCACUAGACCACGAGCCUUCAGGGUUCCUGGAGACCACGCUGGCCCGGCUCGGGGGCUCCACUGAAACCUUCAUGAAGAACAACUCAAGCAGUCUGAAGAUGAUCUCCAUAUUCGUCUUUAACGGCGCUGUUAUAGGCUACUUCUUCGGGUGCCUGUAUUACUGGAUGACUUAUGUAAAUACCCCUCUGGAGCUGUGCAGCGGCUUCGGCAGCCUCAUAGCCUUCCUCUCCAUCAUCUACUUCUUCCUCGUCUACUUCUUCUUCAUCAAAAAGUACUUCGGCUCCUGGUUCCACAGAACCGUGUGGAGGAGGCUCACUAAUGCUACAGACUGUUGUUGGAAGUUCCCGCUGUUCCGCUGGGCGCUCUCGCUGGCCAUCAUCGGAGGGAUCCUGCUCUUCCUCAUCAUCGACUCUCGCGGCAGCGAACACCGUCUCAUCUCCCUCAUAGGUCUGGUGGUCCUCCUACUCCUCGGCUUCCUGUUCUCGAAGCACCCUGGCCGGAUCAACUGGCGCAGUGUCUCGAUGGGGCUGCUGCUGCAGUUCGCAUUUGGACUGAUCUUCAUCAGAUGGGACACCGGCCGGCUGGCCUUGCAGUGCUUCUCUGAUAAGGUGUCCACAUUUCUGGGAUACGGUGUGGAUGGAGCCGCGUUUGUUUUCGGCGACUUGCUGGUGCGAGAACAGAAGGUCUUCGCUUUCAGUACCCUGCCAGUAAUCUUCUUCUUCAGCAUGCUGGUCGAAGUCCUCUUCUUCUGGGGCGCGCUGCAGUGGUUCUGCCAGAAGCUGGGAGAGCUGCUCAGAGCGGCCACAGACACGACUGUGUGUGAGAGUGUGAUUGCUGUGGGCAACGUGUUUUUGGGCAUGACGGAGUCGGUGCUGAUGAUCAAGCCGUAUGUGGCGGUGCUGACCCCGUCCGAGCUGCACGUCAUCAUGGCCUCCGGGUUCGCCACCGUGUCCGGAACAAUCCUAGCCUCCUACAUAGGGUUCGGCGCGGAGCCAGCCCACCUGGUGACGGCCUCGGUCAUGUCAGCACCGGCCGCCAUUUGCUAUGCAAAGCUGCUGCUGCCAGAGACGAAGCGAUCGCUGACGGCUGUGGAUAACAUCAGGCCUAUCGUCAGCGAAGACCGCUCAGCCCUCUCCGCCGCCACCAGGGGUGCCACAAACGGCAUAGCCCUCAUCCUGAACAUCGUGGCGAACCUGGUGGCUUUUGUAGCCUUCAUAGCCUUCGUCAAUGGAGUCCUAGGGUAUGCCGGGGACCUGCUUGGCAACCCUGGACUGAACCUGGAGUGGAUUCUGGGGAAGGUGUUCAUACCGCUGUGCUGGAUUAUGGGAGUCCCAUGGGAAGAGUGCGAGUCCGUGGGAUCGCUGAUCGGGUUGAAGACGGUGGUGAACGAGUUCGUGGCCUACCAGCGAAUGGGCGAGAUGAAAGCGCAGGGGCUGCUGUCGGCGCGCGGCGAGCUGAUAGCCACAUACGCGCUCUGCGGCUUCACCAACCCAGCCUCGGCCGGGAUCCUCAUCGGGGCCUUCGCAGCCAUGGCGCCCAACCAGCGGGAGACGCUGUCCUCGACGGCAGUCCGCGCAUUCUUCUGUGGGUGUGGUAUCUGCUUUAUGACUGCUUGCAUAGCAGCGCUCCUUAUGCCAGAGGGAUCAUUUGGAUAGUAAUUAAAUACUGAAGCAACUACUUAAUUGAUAAGAUUUUUAAUUACCUACAGUUACUCCUAGGUCUUAAAUAGUCAGCCUGUAGAUAUACCUAAAUAAAAAAUAUAGGUACCUUAUCUAAAAGAAAUAAUUUAUAAUGUGUUAAGUAAUGUGUGUGACCCAAUGUAAAGUGCCAAUGUACUUAAUUUCGUGUUUUUUUACCUAUUUUUAAUAAUAUUUAAGUACUUACUAUUUAAUAAUGAUGUUAUUUUAUACCCACUGUUAGUGUAAGUUUGUGAUGAUCAAGCAUUUUGUGAAUAAAGUAUUUAAACUACCUACCUAA